Molecule: messenger RNA, 159 nt
Organism: Suillus clintonianus
Lineage: Eukaryota; Fungi; Basidiomycota; Agaricomycetes; Boletales; Suillaceae
Exons: 1
Source: RefSeq, a predicted model, not a curated record
UUGGAUCCAGGCGUGGACUAUCUAAUCAAUGCCGACCAACGUAAGGGUUUUAGGUGUAGAAGGAAGGUGUUUGAUGUUUGCUUUGAUAAUGACAUGGCUGGUGGGAAAGUUCUGUUUCUGAUUGUGUUAGGGUGCUCAUCUUUCACGCGCAGACUCUGA